This is a messenger RNA of [Candida] anglica, 1780 nucleotides long. The record is from the annotation of a GenBank genome assembly. NCBI's taxonomy places the organism in Eukaryota, Fungi, Ascomycota, Pichiomycetes, Serinales, Debaryomycetaceae.
UCAAGUCGAGAAGAAUAAUAUUUUUUUUCUUUCUAUCACGCCACACCAACUUUUUAUUUAAAGGAACUUUCCGUCUCCGAAAUUAUUUCUUGUACAAAGUCUAAAAGCACAGAACCUCAUAUCCCACAAAGGAUUGCACCACAAUGUCUUCUAUACUUAAACUGAGAGUUAGAUACGCUCCAUACCUCAAGAAACUUAGAACCCCAGAACAAUGUGUUGAGCUUUUUUCUCCAGGUCAAUAUCUUGGAUGGUCCGGUUUCACUGGGGUUGGUGCCCCCAAGGUCAUCCCAACUGCAUUGGCUGAUCAUGUAGAAAAGAACAACUUGCAAGGCAAAUAUGCAUUCAAUUUGUUUGUUGGUGCUUCCGCUGGUCCUGAAGAAAGUAGAUGGGCUGAAAACUCCAUGAUCUUGAGUAGAUCUCCACAUCAAGUUGGUAAGCCAAUUGCCAAGGCCAUUAACGAUGGUAGAACCAAGUUCUUUGAUAAGCAUUUAUCCAUGUUCCCACAAGAUUUAACUUAUGGAUAUUAUACGAGAGAAAAAUCUAAUGAUUUGUUGGAUUACACUAUUAUUGAAGCCACUGCUAUCACUGAAGAUGGUUCCAUUAUCCCCGGGCCAGCUGUUGGUGCUACCCCAGAGAUGGUUUCAGUUUCCGAUAAAAUUAUCAUUGAAGUGAAUACAAACACUCCUUCAUUCGAAGGUAUACAUGACAUUGAUAUGCCUGUGAAUCCACCUUUCAGACAACCAUACCCAUACACCAGAGUUGACCAGAAAAGUGGAUUACAAUCCAUUCCAGUUGAUCCAUCCAAGGUUGUUGCGAUUGUUGAAUCAACUCAAAGAGAUAAGGUUCCUCCAAACACUCCAUCUGAUGCUAUGUCUCAACAAAUUGCCCAACAUUUGGUGGAAUUCUUUGAACAUGAAGUUAAGAUGGGUAGAAUGCCAGAAAAUUUACAUCCUUUACAAUCUGGUAUUGGUAAUAUUGCUAACGCCGUGGUUGAAGGAUUGGCUCUGUCCAACUUCAAGAAUUUAAACGUUUGGACUGAAGUGUUACAAGAUUCUUUCUUGGAUUUCUUUGAAAGUGGAUCAUUGGAUUAUGCCACUGCUACUUCUAUCAGAUUAACUGAAGCUGGAUUUGAAAAAUUCUAUGAAAACUGGGAUACUUACACCAAGAAAUUAUGUUUAAGAUCUCAAGUUGUUUCCAACUCUCCAGAAAUCAUCAGAAGAUUGGGAACCAUUGCUAUGAAUACUCCAGUUGAAGUUGAUAUUUAUGCUCAUGCCAACUCUACUAAUGUCAUGGGAUCUAGAAUGUUGAAUGGAUUAGGAGGUUCCGCUGAUUUCUUGAGAAAUGCCAAGUUGUCUGUCAUGCAUACUCCAUCUGCUAGACCAUCCAAGACUGAUCCAACCGGUGUUUCAUGUAUUGUUCCAUUUGCAUCCCAUAUUGAUCAAACUGAACAUGAUUUGGAUGUUGUUGUUACUGAACAAGGUUUGGCUGACUUGAGAGGGUUAUCACCAAAGGAAAGAGCCAAGGUUUUGAUCAAUAAGGCUGCUCAUCCAGAUUAUAGAGAUCAAUUGAAUGAUUACUAUGAAAGAGCUGUCUUUUAUGCCACAAAGGCCAAAUGUUUGCAUGAACCACACAUCUUACGUGAUGCCUUUAAAAUGCAUUUAAAUUUGCAAGAUAAUGGUACCAUGAAGUUAUCAUCUUGGGAUCAAAAGUUUUAAUUCUUUAUAUAUUACUCAGCAAGCUGAAAAUAACUAUAAAUUACAAUAGAUUUAUUAUAAUGUAG